GGCGUGGCCUGACUGAGCGUGUUCCGUGUGGAAAGUUCGCCGGUCCGGGUGCAAAGUUUCAGCCGUCUGCAGACGGGAGACAGAAGACGAGCACCAUAACCGGUUCAAAGAGUCGCUUACCGUCUGCCGGCCUGAACGAGCUCAGUUAUGAGAUAUUAACCCGAAGCGGUAUCGUGUUCGUUUACAUCUUUGUUCGUCUCGCGGCGGAGUCAUGGCCUGCGCGCCGAACCGGGUCCGCCUGCUCUGCAUGCUGUCGCUCACCUUCGGCUUUUUCAUCGUGGAGGUGGUGGUGAGCCGGGUCACGUCUUCUCUAGCGAUGCUGUCGGACUCCUUUCAUAUGCUGUCGGACGUGAUCGCGCUGGUCGUGGCUCUGGUGGCGGUGCGUUUCGCGGAGAAGACCCAGUCCACCAACAAAAACACAUUCGGCUGGAUCCGGGCCGAGGUGAUGGGCGCGCUGGUCAACGCCGUGUUCCUCACCGCGCUCUGCUUCACCAUCAUCCUGGAGGCCAUCGAGCGCUUCACGGAGCCCCAUGAGAUCGAGAAGCCCGAGGUGGUGAUCGGGGUGGGCGCCGCGGGGCUGCUGGUCAACCUGUUCGGGCUCUGUCUCUUUCAUGGGCACGCCGGUGGCGGCGGACACGGCCAUUCCCACGGAGGACACGGCCACAGCCACGGGGGACACAAAAAGCACAAGAACGGGAAGGUGCGCCGGUGUGAGACGCUGGAGGACAGUCGGUCCGCGGGAGAGGAGACCAAUAAUCUGGUCCCGAAUCAGAACAACAGCCCUAAUGGCGUUAAUCCGGACAGGAGCAGAUCCGGUACAUCGGAGAUGUGUCACAGUGACAGUGUGGAUUUGCAGAUUAACGGCAACGCUCCGUACGAAGAGCUCGAGAAUGGACACGACUCUGCGUCCCAGCUCAACAUGCGGGGCGUUUUCCUGCACGUGCUGGGCGAUGCUCUCGGCUCAGUUAUUGUGGUUAUCAACGCCAUCAUCUUCAUACUGGUAUGGAAUCCAUGCAAGCCGGGCGAAAAGUGUGAGAACCCUUGUGUGGGCCAGCAUUGCGCAGACCAUUCACUCAAUAGCAGCGGUGCAUUGACUAACGGCACCAAAAUAGCUGGACCCUGUUGGGUGCUGUAUCUUGACCCCACGCUCUGCAUCAUUAUGGUCUGUAUCCUCCUCUACACCACAUACCCAUUGUUGAAGGAGUCUGCACUCAUCCUGCUGCAGACCGUGCCCAAGCAAAUCGACAUGCAUCAGCUCAACUCUCGCCUGCGGGAACUGGAGGGCGUGUUGGCGGUGCACGAACUGCACAUCUGGCAGCUGGCGGGCAGUCGCAUAAUCGCCUCCGCGCACAUCAAAUGCCACGACCCCACAUCCUACAUGGACGUAGCCAAGCGUAUCAAGGACUUUUUCCAUGAUGAGGGCAUCCACGCUACAACCAUUCAACCGGAAUUCGUAACAAUGAACUCUGAUUCUCGCACUUCACUCUGCGAGCUCUCCUGUAGAACGCAGUGUGCACCAAAGCUCUGCUGCGGCGCCGUCGAUUCCGCAAAGCCUUCUGAUGGAGCGGUAGAUGCAAAGAAAACAUGUGAAGCCAAAACCCCAACUGUAACCAGUGCUUCUGCUACAUCUCUGGAGAUCAUCAGCGAGUCUGUGGAGGAAACAAGCAAGCCAGAAUCCAUUGUGAUCACGACUAGGGAGGUGGAAUCGUCAUUGUGAGCGAGAAGCAGGAUAGACACAGAACAUCCUGUUCUGUUAAGGGUACCGAUGUGUAUUGGAUCAGCUGCCUGAUUUCUGCAAUGCUGUGAGAAGAACUGAGCGCAAACACACUCAUGAUAACACACAUACACCACACAGUCCUAUAUCUCAGAUACCACACCAACAUACAGACAAUA
Carassius carassius (crucian carp) is the source of this 1893-nucleotide messenger RNA. RefSeq names its product solute carrier family 30 member 1a (gene slc30a1a). The coding region runs from base 212 to 1717 and encodes 501 amino acids. The transcript is spliced from 2 exons. Gene Ontology annotation, molecular function: zinc ion transmembrane transporter activity; calcium channel inhibitor activity. The record is from RefSeq and is a predicted model, not a curated record. Gene Ontology annotation, biological process: zinc ion transmembrane transport; intracellular zinc ion homeostasis; detoxification of zinc ion. Gene Ontology annotation, cellular component: Golgi apparatus; membrane; endoplasmic reticulum. Lineage: Eukaryota; Metazoa; Chordata; Actinopteri; Cypriniformes; Cyprinidae.